Messenger RNA from Cheilinus undulatus (humphead wrasse), 1526 nucleotides. RefSeq names its product periphilin-1. Bases 289 to 1125 code for a protein of 278 amino acids. The transcript is spliced from 7 exons. Gene Ontology annotation, biological process: negative regulation of DNA-templated transcription; protein localization to heterochromatin; negative regulation of gene expression, epigenetic. The record is from RefSeq and is a predicted model, not a curated record. NCBI's taxonomy places the organism in Eukaryota, Metazoa, Chordata, Actinopteri, Labriformes, Labridae. Gene Ontology annotation, cellular component: nucleoplasm.
CCGUUGAAAGGGGAAGUAAAACUAUGUUGCCUUGUUUUUCAGCGUGAAUCAGCCGAGUACAGACGUUGUCGCACGGCAACGUUUCAUAUUUAUCUGCAGGGAACCUUUCAAACUUGUCAAGGUGGAACCCGUGGAGAAAAAAAAAACAACAACGAGGGGGACAAAAAUGCAAACAUUUAGCUUUCCAGAACGACGGUAAUUUGAGAGGUCGCACGCGCUUCCUGGUCCGUUGAACUCGAGACAGAAACAAAGUCCGCGUGCAAGUUAAACAGAGCCAAACAGACAGAAAUGGAUCAUACAUCCACGCAGGACGCACACCAAAGCAAGGGCUCCUUGUCUCGGCACAGAGAACAUAGCGAUGAGGCUUUGGACAUGAGGCCCACUGACAGCUCAGUGCCUCCCUCCCAGGAUGAAAAAAGGGUGAUCAGAAGAGUACGAAGUCCAUCCAGACCAAGGGCGUGGCAGUCCAAUUCUUACAAGCCAAAAUUUGGAGGGCGAUACUACAAACCUCGUCUUCCAAGAGACGACAACUCAUUCUACAAACCUGGCUUUAGCUACCACAAGUACCACCACUCCUCUCAUCGGGGUUACUUUCCACGAAGAGAUUAUCUCAAGCCUAAACCUUACCACCCUGAACUGAGGGAGCGGGAGCGAGAGAGGGAGAAUGAGCGGUACGAGCAAAAAAAGAGUGCUGAAGGGGAUUCGCCUCCAAAACAAAACACUUCCAGACCUUUCUUACCAAGGACCUCUUCCAGCAGAGACAAGGACACACAGUUCAGUGUUUUCCACAGUGACAGGAACCAAAGCAAGGAGAAAGAUCACAGAGGGAGCAGGAGCAGUGAGAGAGAACGGAGCAGGGAGAGGGAUCUCCCCACGUCGACUGCCAGCCAGACUAUGGCACGAGACCGAGCCAUCCAGCAGAAGAGGAGGGAAAUAGACGAGGUGUACUAUCAAGAAUGUGAAAUGUUUGGCCUUGUGGCAAAGAUGCUGAUAGCAAAGGAUCAGUCCUUGGAGGGUCCAAUCCAGUCGUCACUGCAGGAGAACCUAAGGGACAUCGGCAAGCGCUGCGUGGAGGCCAUGGAGAAAUUUAUAGAGGACUAUGACUCAAGAGAGCUUUCUCACUAAUCACACUCAUGCCUUUCUUCUCAAUAUAACUGAUAAAGCUUGUAUGUGAUUUGAUGCUGCCUGUUUGUUUACAAGUAGAAAACAUGUAUCUCUACUCCUUUGUUGCUGCCUGGAUGAAGUUUCCCCUUUUAUGUUGAGCACUGCACAGCACUGUGAGGAAAAAAGGAGGAAACAAGCACAGUGAGGAAAAAAAAGGAAACUUUGAUUGUGAUUUUGAAUGCUUGAUACUGCUUUCAGCCUUGAGAAUGUGAUGACUGCUAAAUACACUGGUUGUUAUUGUUUUUAUGUCAUUAUGAAGAAGCCAAAAAUGUGAAUACAUACUUCUUAAAUGCUGAAUUAUGAUCAUUGCCGUUAUAUAUUGAAUUUUUGAUAACUUUGUAUUAAAAUAUGUUUUAAAUGUU